Messenger RNA from Hyposmocoma kahamanoa, 2168 nucleotides. It is a transcript of the gene Lst8, whose product is annotated as target of rapamycin complex subunit lst8. Gene Ontology annotation, cellular component: TORC2 complex; TORC1 complex. Lineage: Eukaryota; Metazoa; Arthropoda; Insecta; Lepidoptera; Cosmopterigidae. Gene Ontology annotation, biological process: TOR signaling; regulation of actin cytoskeleton organization. Gene Ontology annotation, molecular function: protein binding. The record is from RefSeq and is a predicted model, not a curated record. Bases 59 to 994 code for a protein of 311 amino acids. The transcript is spliced from 8 exons.
AAAAGCAGCACAAGACAACCCUCUUUCACAAUUUCAGUUUGAAAUAUUCUUCUCAUCGAUGGCUGUUGAAAAUGCUGGGUCACAAGUGGCUCUGGUCACUGGUGGAUACGACCAUACCAUCAAGUUAUGGCAGGCGCACAGUGGCGUCUGUCUGCGAACCAUGCAACACCCGGACUCGCAAGUAAAUGGCCUAGAAAUCACUCCAAAUGGUCAGAUGGUAGCAGCUUGCGGAUAUCAGCACAUUCGUCUGUACGACCUGGCUAGUGCUAAUCCUGACCCUGUACACCACUUUGAGGGUGUUACCAAGAAUGUGUCGAGAGUUGGCUUCCAGGAAGAUGGCAAAUGGAUGUACACAGGCGGAGAAGAUUGUACAGCCAAAAUAUGGGACCUCAGGGGUCGUCAGUUCCAAUGUCAAAGAAUAUUUCAAGUGCCUGCACCAGUGAAUGCUGUAAUUCUUCACCCUGAUCAGACUCAGAUCAUGGUGGGUGACCAGAGUGGUAUUAUUCAUAUGUGGGAUCUGCGCAAUGAUCAGAAUGAACAACUGAUUCCUGAAGCAGAAGCUUCAAUCCAAGAUAUUGCGAUAGACCCUGAAGGCAAGAUGAUGGCCGCGGUAAACAACAAAGGCAAUUGCUACGUGUGGACGCUAAGCGGCGAGCCGCCGCGCCCCGUGCCUCGCAAACACAUACAGGCACAUCGAAAGUAUGCAUUGAGGUGCAAAUUCAGCCACGAUUCCACGAUGUUGGUGACGACAUCGGGCGACUGUUCUGCGAAGGUGUGGAACACGAGUGACUGGUCGCUGAUGCGCGAGCUACGACACGACACGCAGCGCUGGGUCUGGGACUGUGCCUUUAGCAUCGACUCCAGAUAUCUCUUCACUGGGUCAUCAGACAGUUACGCACGUCUCUGGGACUUAGAGAAGGGAACACUAGAAAGAGAGUACUGCGGCCAUCAGAAACCAAUUACAGCCUUGGCGUUUAAAGACCAGGCCAUCUAACGCAAAGGGGCUAGAUCCAUAGGAAUAGAUACGUACCACUGGACGAUCAUACAAGAGAGAAUGAUAGAAUAUAGUAUGACAUACUUGUCUGACUUGGAAUAACAAUUUUAUUUCGUGGGUUACACACUCGUACCGUGUCUACUGUGUGUGUAUAUACAACAAUAGUUAAGGAUACUACUAGAUCCUGUAUUGGAGAUAGGAAUGGAAAGGACAUUGGUCUAUGAAUGUCACGUUGUAGUGUACACUAUAGACACAUUAAAACGACGCAGUAUGGCAAAACGUGAACGUAACAUAUUAAGAUUAAGAUAUAAUAUAUUAAGUACUGUACUGUCUUUAACAAAAUUAUUUCAUAUGAGUUUAUUCUCAUUGACCGUGGCGAAGUCGUCUCUAGUGAUGCCACGCUUAGAAUCAUAUCCUCCUGACUACUAGAAUCCUCACUGAAGAUUUAUAUAAUAUACAUUUGACCACAUCGAUAAAUAAUUAAGGUACAUAUAGUCUGUCUUUUUUAAAAACGGUGUAAAAUGACAGCGCUUGCGAGUAACUAGUGAUUGCAGUCGAUAAAUAUUCUAUCGACUAUCGACUGAAUAUUGGUGACGCUUAUGGAAUAAAUAACCGAACUUGUUUCAUUUGAAUCAUCCCCGACCCAUUAUUUGUCGAAUUAUAGAGCACAAAUUCUUUUGAAAUGUGAUAGUGCUGUCGUUCUCUUGACGCUUUGAUGCACGUAGGUUUUCUUUGAGCAGUAAAAACAUAGUUUGUCCAAGAAUCUUUGUCUUUUCCACAAAAACCGAAUCUGACCAAAAUGCCUACUAUACAUACAGGUAUGUAGGUCCCUAUUUGCAAUAGUUCGAAGAGGAAUUCAGGAGAAAGUAGAAUCGUGUUACACGUUAUAAAUGUAAUAGGACACCAUUUUUCUUAUUGUUUUUGAGACAAGCUGUCUGGAGAUUGCAGUCAAGAAGAUACAUUUGAGUUUAAGGUGACUCGACUCAAUAAGGCUGUUUUUUAAGUAUCAUUAUUGAUAUUAAGACUAUGAUGAAGAUAUAAUUUUGUCAGUAUACUUUGUAAACAGCAAAUGCACAUACGAGGUAAGGAUUGUAGCUAGACUUCAUGCUUAAAUUGUCACUAAAACUGCUCAAAUUUUGACUAUUUAUUUUAUAAUAUUGUUCAUUCGUUCACU